This is a messenger RNA of Struthio camelus australis, 2354 nucleotides long. The record is from RefSeq and is a predicted model, not a curated record. NCBI's taxonomy places the organism in Eukaryota, Metazoa, Chordata, Aves, Struthioniformes, Struthionidae.
CUUUCCAGAUAUAAUAAAGGAGCAGAAUCGAGAGUUAAGAGGUACACAGAGGGCUAUAACCAGAGAUAGAGCAGCACUCGAAAAACAGGAAAAACAGCUGGAACUAGAAAUAAAGAAAAUGGCUAAGACUGGUAACAAAGAAGCCUGUAAAGUUCUAGCAAAACAGCUUGUGCAACUUCGAAAGCAGAAAAAUCGAACAUAUGCUGUUAGCUCUAAAGUUACGUCUAUGUCAACUCAAACAAAGGUGAUGAACUCACAGAUGAAGAUGGCAGGAGCUAUGUCAACUACAGCAAAAACAAUGCAAGCAGUUAACAAGAAAAUGGACCCACAGAAGACACUGCAAACUAUGCAGAAUUUCCAGAAGGAAAAUAUGAAGAUGGAAAUGACUGAAGAAAUGAUUAAUGAUACUCUGGAUGAUAUUUUUGAUGCAUCAGAUGAAGAGGAAGAAAGCCAGGAUAUUGUUAACCAAGUGCUUGAUGAGAUUGGAAUUGAAAUCUCUGGAAAGAUGGCCAAAGCUCCAUCAGCUGCCAGAGGCUUACCGUCUGCAUCAACAUCAAAAGCUGCUACUAUUUCAGAUGAAGAGAUUGAACGGCAGCUCAAAGCUUUGGGAGUGGAUUAGCUUGAUGGCAACAUACAGUCUGCCUUCUAAUUAUUCAGCUGCAGACAUGUAAAAGUGCAAAUAUUCUUUCAAUGCAACUGAUGCCUAGGAAAACUCUAAAGCUUCAGAAAUAACAACUUGAAGUUGAUACUGGGGAGGGAGAAGGGGAGAAUACUUUGAAUCAGUUGACAGGGAGAACUGUGUGUCCAGUGCAUGCAGUCUUUUUAAGCACUGGACCAAAUAGGGAUCUAGUUCUAAUGACGUAUCCUUUAUACGUGAUCUGAAUCUGGCCUCUGAGUUCAAGGUCUUCUUCUAAUCUCGGUUCCUUAUAGAUCUUUAGAAUUGGCUGCUCUGCAGCUGGUGGUGAUGUCGCCUAGGACAGCACCUAUAUAAAAUAUAUCAUUUUUAUGAAAACACUGUAGAAAAGUUUAGUCUGUCACCUUAGCACAAAUUAAACUUUACUUUUGCUUUCAGUUGAAAAAUAUUUUAUUUUGAGGAGAAAUAGCCUUGAAGGUCUAGUAAAUUUAGGUAAAAAGAAAAAGCAUUUUACAUACUUCUUUCUUUCACGUUUCUGUAGUAUAUUUGAGUUGAUUAAGUAAUAGCUAACUGUUCAUUUUACUGAAUGGCGAGGAUACAGUCCUUGUGCAAUUAAUUUACUGGAAGAGGAUUCAAGUUUGUUAGUGAAUUUUGUUGCAUGAAAGGCACUGACUGAACUUCAUUGUACUGUAACAUAGCUAGUUUGAACAGAAUUGCUGUGCCUUUAUGUAUAUAAAUCUUGUACCCUUGUGACUUCUUCAGAAAAGGGUCUUUGAAAAGUGAGUAAACUAUGAUUAAGAUAGUUUUCACAAAACACUGAGAGCUCUGUGCACACUUGAUAGGACUCAGUAUGAAAGUUCAAAAAUGCACUUGUUCAGAAAUGCCACUUGCAUACUUGCAAAAAGGACAUUUGCCUGAAACAACAUUUGUAUAUAUUUUACAGUAUUUCUUAAUGGGAAGUAACUGUCUGCAAUUGUAUUGUUUACUAAGAUGCAAUUGAUCACAUUGAUAAGCUAAAUCUAAAUUUUUGUCAUGAGAACAAUUUUUGAUGAUACAUGAUAAUGACUUGUCUAAGCACUAUAAUAAAACUGUUCUGGUUCUGUGGGGGUUUUUCUAUGGUCUCUGAACUGCCUCAGCAUGACACUAGCUUUAAGUGGAACACCUUUGGCGAAAGAAAUGAGAACUGUUGAUAUUCUAAAUAGAAGAGAGAACGCAGUUCCCAGUUACAAUUUCCUGAAUAGUGUAAAGUUCCUCAGCCCUCACUCUGCUGGAGAUUAUUUGCCCCUCAGUUGUGCUGAUUUAGCAGGGCCACUCCUUGAACCAUAACAACAAAAUCAUUGUGGCUUUAAGAAGAGAAAAGCAAAAUACCUCCCCAAAGUGGAACCAGGAUAACUGGGGAGACAAACUUCUUGAAGAGACUUUGCUGCUAGUAAGGCUGUAGCAGAAAUCCAUAACCUCUAUUAAUCUACUGUCAUCACACCAUCUGCUUUUUAGGAUUGAAGUCAGCAGAAAAAGAAAAAACAUAGGUGAGCCUUCACCUGGGUUUUGACUUAGAAAUCCAGGAGCUCUUUCUCCUUGGAGGAAGUAAGGGCCAAACCGUGAAUGUGUGAGGCAGUGGGUAGGAAUGUGUAACUUUAUAUAUUGCAUACAUCUGAUAUGAGGUGAAUUUUUUUUUAUACAAUUUAUUUUGUAAAAAUCUAAUAAAAGGCUUUUUACUCCA